AUGAUCCUCAGGGCUGCCUGUGAAAAGCUGAAGAGAGUUAAAGGGCUGAUUGGUGGUCCCCCCGGCAGCAGCUCCGACCACAUCGUAAAAUUCUCCACCAUAAAGGACAACUGGCCCCUCUUGUGUGACCCCGCUAAAAUAGAGAAACAUGGCCCACAAAAAGUCACCCACGCUUCACGCCGUAAACGCCUCAGCACAGACGACUGUGUAACAACACCCCAGCCCACUGUGCACGCCACACUCACUCACCCUGCGCUGUCACGGAUCUACAGGGCCCAGCCCUUCAUUAACCGCGUUAUAAAGACGCUACUAGGCGUGAUAAAAAGCCCUGCUGCACAUCUACACUCUGGGACGUGGGAAGAUUUUCCCGUCGCCCUGGUCGUCGCGGUAGACCCAGGUUCUCCGAGCUCUGCGUGUAGUUUUUUUGCCUCGGCGGUGGACCAGCAGAAGGAGUACGAGGAUCUCCCGGCUCUCCUGCUGCUCCUUCAUGAACUGUCUGUGCCAAGACUCCACACUGCUUGCGCUGCGAGUGUGUGUGAGCCAACGCUGUCCGGGUCAGACUCCGCAAACACCCGGGCUGCGGAUGCGGAAGAUUCCGGACUGAUUCACCAGACCUCAGACAGCGUGUUUCAGCUGGUGAAUGUGUCCCUGGACUUUCCCCACGCACUGCGGUACUGCCAGAACCAGUUCGGCACCCUCACCAGUCUGGGAGUCCGGGAGGAUGAGAACGGGUCCAUGCAGCUGUUAACAGAGUCGGGUCUGCAGGGACCCGUCUGGGUCAGGGACCCCAACAGACAGGCCAACACCCCUCUUCUAGCUCAUGCCAAACAAUAUAUGGUUCUCCCAGGUCUGUCGUUUCCUGCAGACUCUAACGAUGGCUACGUUCACGUGGAAGUCAGUUUUCCUCCACUUCCCGCCGUGAGCAUAUGUGUGCGAGUUCAGUGGGACCGUCAACAUGACCAGGUAUCCACCGUCUUCUCUUACGCUGCUCCUGUCUUCACAAACGAAUUCCAGUUACGAGGGCAAGUGGACAACGUGAAGAAACAAGUACUUUUGGCCCUCAUAGUUCACGGCAAACACCAUCCUUAUAAGGCCUGGUUUCCUAACGAUGGAGACUGGCAUCAGGUGUGCGUCACAUGGCGCAAAGCAGACGGCUUCUGGGCCAUAUAUGUGGACGGAAAAAAACGGGACUCUGGUUCUGGAGCGGACACGUCCCGAGAUAUCUACGAAAAUGGAAUACUUAUCCUCGGACAAGAUCAAGAUUCAUUUGGGGGAAAUUUCACCGAGCCCUUUGUUGGGAAUAUUACAGAUUUGAACGUGUGGGCCGAAGUUCUGGACGACGGAGACUUUCGGGACCUUAACGAAUGUUUGCAGUCGAUCAAAGAGCAAGCGAUUUUCAGCUUCGACAGACGUAACCUCACCCUCCACCCUGCUGUUAGAGAGGUGCCUGCCAAGCUGUUCUGUCCAGGUCUCUUGAGGCAGGUGGAGAAUCAGGGCUGUAGGGUUCUGGAGGGCUGGACUACUCACGGCACACCUCAGUAUAGCCCCGCCCCCUGCUCACAACGUCUACCUUUCAUCUGCAAAAUCAAUAAAGACUGUUACCUGAAGAUGAAGGAGCUACUGGAGUCUCAGAGUUCUCGUCCCAGCCCUUUCAUGCAGAAUCUAAUGCAGUAUGGCCUGACGAUGGAGGACGUGUUGCCCGGCCCCGCGGAGGAGCCGAGCUGGGGGCAGGUGUCCCUCAUGCUGAACGCGUCCCAUCGGGCCCUGGGCGCCGUGGGGCAGGAGAGACUGGAGGUCCCUGACGUGAUCUCUCUGGUCCGGAUCCUCUCCCGCGCCGCCGACGUGCCCGGCCGGGCCAACCAGAGCCGACCCGCCGCCCAGCGCCUGUGCCGGGUCUUCCUCGGGGUGGCGGACAGGGUCAUCCGUCACGACAGCGCCGACGCCUGGGGCGCCAUCAGACCGGUUGUAAAGGGACCAAUGGCUGUGGUCCAGACCAUAGAUAGGAUGGUGUCAAACCUGAAGUCUGUUUUACUGACUGAUACUGAACAAACACAGAUCCACAGCGAUAAUAUCAGGUUACAGGUCCUGCAGACAACUCUGUCGGAGAGUUCUGCCAUCUCUGCGUUCUGCGGGUCAGAACCGGACAACGGCACCGAGCUGGACUGCAUUUCUGUUCCUUCUCAGAACAUGCAAGAGCUUCACAACAACGGUUUCCAGAAAGUGACGGUUCUGAACACGUGGUACGGUUCAUUGCGACCUCUCCUCAAAGCAGAGGAGAACAUCACCAUCCCACCCACCGUCAGCGACGGCACACAGAGAUACAAGGGCACUGUCUUGGCCUCGUCGGUCAUCUCUACCACCGUGCUGGGGGACGACCAGCCAAUCAGCAUGUCCGUAAACUUCCGCCUCAAACACAGAGCUCAGAUACCUACAGGGACCACAUAUAAUCCAGUCUGUGCGUUUUGGGAUUUUGACCUCGUACCAGAGGAAGGAGGAAGCUGGUCCACCCAGGGCUGUGAGGUCAUUUCCUCUCACAAGGAUUCCACCUCAUGCUACUGUAACCACACAACUAACUUUGCCCUGCUGCUUCAGAUCUACGAGGUUCAGAGGAGUGAGGAGAAUGAGAGAGGUCUACAGAUCCUCAGCUUCAUCAGCUGCGGGGUGUCUCUGUGCGGACUCGCCUUCACUUUCAUCCUCUUCAUCGCCGUCGGAGUGCCUAAAUCAGACCGGACCACGGUCCAUAAGAACCUCAUAGCGGCUCUGGCCACGGCCCAGCUCCUGCUAAUGUUCAGUGAUUGGGCUGUUGGGAACCAGGAGGCGUGCUUGGUGGUGACGGCCCUGCUCCACCUGUUUUUCCUGGCGUCGUUCUGUUGGAUGCUGGUGGAGGGGCUUCUGCUCUGGAGUAAAGUUGUGUCCGUCAACAUCAGCGAGGAGAGACGGAUGAGGCUUUACUACGCCCUGGGAUGGGGUCUCCCGGUCAUGAUUGUCAGCGUAACCAUGGCGAUUUCUCUGGAUAAGUACAAAGCUGACAGCCGGUGCUGGCUCAACAUUGAGUCUAAUGUUAUCUGGGCCUUUGUGGGACCUGUGUUGUUUGUGCUUGCGGUCAAUGCGGUGGUGUUAUGUCGCGUAGUCAUGGUAACGGUCUCCAGUGCACGUCGUCGAGCAAAAAUGCUCACACCCAGUUCUGCCUCCAAACUUCACGCCCUGGAUCUGACCUGGGCAGCCACGCGUCCUGUGCUGAUCUUGCUGCCGGUGUUGGGUCUGACGUGGCUGUGUGGAGUUUUGGUUCAUCUCUCUGUCGUCCUGGCCUACCUGUUCAUCUCACUGAAUGCCUUCCAGGGCUUGUACAUAUUCCUGGUUUACGCCGUUUACAACAGUGAGGUGAGGAACGCCAUUAAGAGAAUUCAGGAGAAGAGGAAAGCUCUGUCCUUCACAAACUGUUCCCAGCCCAUCAGUUUCCUGCCAUCCCAGAGGACCCCCGCCGUGCCCUGGGCCCACAGUCUCCCCCCCCCCUCCAGUCUGGAGACCAGUGAGAGCUCUGGCCCUGCUCCCAGCACCACAUCCAGCUCCCUGGUCUUUAAGAACGAGAGUUUCCGAAAGGAUAGCUUUGCUAACUUUUCAUUGAAGCCGGCCUCUGGAAACCAAGUGGUCCAACUUACGGCCUUCAAACCUUCAGAGGGCAGCACUGUCAGUCACUAA
Chanos chanos (milkfish) is the source of this 3699-nucleotide messenger RNA. It is a transcript of the gene adgrd2, whose product is annotated as adhesion G protein-coupled receptor D2. The record is from RefSeq and is a predicted model, not a curated record. Gene Ontology annotation, cellular component: plasma membrane. Lineage: Eukaryota; Metazoa; Chordata; Actinopteri; Gonorynchiformes; Chanidae. Gene Ontology annotation, molecular function: G protein-coupled receptor activity. Gene Ontology annotation, biological process: cell surface receptor signaling pathway; adenylate cyclase-activating G protein-coupled receptor signaling pathway.